Molecule: messenger RNA, 1542 nt
Organism: Serendipita indica DSM 11827
Lineage: Eukaryota; Fungi; Basidiomycota; Agaricomycetes; Sebacinales; Serendipitaceae
Source: the annotation of a GenBank genome assembly
AUGUCUUCGACCUCGGCAACUCCGUCCUCGACUCGCAGCGCGACACCAUCUCCCACAGAAACCUCUGAGCUGCCGAGGGUCGAUCAUGAUCUCAAUCCAAUUAUAUCUUUUAUCAUUGGGACUGCAAUUAUACUUGUUGCGUCUAUCAUGAACGCUGGCGGUUUGAAUUUGGUCAAAAUGGACAUGAUACGGACGAUGGAGCUUCCAAGACAUCAAAGACGGAAAGAUUUUCUGAGACCUCUAUGGCUCAUUGGCAUGGUAUUGUACAUUGCCAGUCAGCUCAUUGGCAGUACGCUGGCACUCGAGUUUUUACGAGCGGAAUAUGUCGCGCCACUUGGAAGCUCAAGCUUGGUCUUCAACUUCUCUUCGCUCGGGACUCCUGUGACUCGGAUGGAUAUUUAUGGGACCAUUAUUGUGAUCCUUGGAGUCGUUGGCAUUGUCGCUUUUGGUUCAAUCAACAAGGGCCUCAAUACACACAUGAACUUGGAUAUCCUGAUCGGUCUCUGGUCGAGAGUUGGAUGGCUUUGCUACCUGGUCCUCCUCGGCAUCCUGCCCAUCUUUUUUCUCUACUUUGGCGCCUCGCAACUCGAGACCAUCCUUCUCGAUCGUAUGGACAUCAUGGGGGAUCCAUUAAUGACGCCUAUUCCGGUCACAACAUCAGUAUCUGGCUCAGGAGGAUGGAGAGCCUUUCGUGGCGGCCCUCAGCCAGAGGUCGGAUUCUGGGAAGGCAUCAGGGUUCGUUGGAGGAACAUGACGUAUUGGACAAGAGGAUGGAUCGAACGCUGGUCGAGAGAUAAGAGCGAAAAGACUCUUGCGUGGACCCUGGGCAUCUGUUGGGCGUGUUGCGGUGGUGCAUUGGCUGGUGGAACGCUGGUGUUUGCCAAAGCUUCAGUCAAGAUGGUGUCUGGCUAUUUGAGCCAUCGUAACACUGGCAAUCAAUUCGGACAUCCUGCGGCUAUAUUCACCUUCAUUUUCUUGGCGGUCACCGCAGUUUUGCAAAUCCUUUGCCUUAACCGUGGGCUACGAGCAUAUGAUUCAACUCUCGUCGUUCCCGUCUUCUAUGGAGUGUAUACAGCGAGCGGAUUUCUCGACUCGCUUGUCUUCAACGACGAAAUCGAUGCGUAUGAACCUUGGACUCUGUUCCUCAUCUUUGCAUCGAUCGUGGUACUCAUUGGAGGCGUCGUUUUGCUCACUCUCAAGAAGCCUGAGAAGCCCAAACCAAAGACACCAGGUGCUUCGAAUCAUCGAUUCCCAGGCACCAGCGCUUCCAAACGUGGUGAUGAAGAAGAUGAGAUUUCGCUGACUGAGCGCGGCAAGGACAAAGCACCGGGUCCGUCGUGGCACGUUGGCGACGAGACAGAUUCCGAAGACGAAGAUUUGAGGAACAGUAAAAGCGGUGCACCGAUAAUGAGCCCGGAGAGCUCACAGAGACGGACGCUACCUUAUGAUGGACGGAUAGAGGCUCGUGGACUUAUGCAGGAUGGGGAUGAUGGCGACGACUUUGGAGGGUUCACGAGUGCUGAUAAACGCCAGGGCAAAUGA